UUCGCCACACACAAGACACAAACAAUAUAUCUCUGUACUGUAGAUGCUAGCAUGCUAAGCGUAGCAUAGCACUGAAGCUGAAUAGUUCUAGCGCCAUGGCAUUUUGCAGAGCGUGCAGCGGCUUGCUGCUCCUCGCCAUGGCUAUGCUCCCUCUGGCUAUGGGUAUAACCAUGGACCCCAUUGGCAGUUACUGCGCCGGAACCAGCUACAAGGGCAGCGGCAAGGCCAGCAUCAACUCCGUCCUGACGGACCUCGUCGUCAAGGGCUCCACGGGAGGCUUCGCCACGUCCUCCGCCGGCAAGGACAAGAACCUCGUCUACGGCCUCGCGCAGUGCCGCGGCGACGUAUCCGCCAGCGACUGCUCCGCCUGCCUCGCCGACGCCGCCAACAAGCUCCCCGCCACCUGCAGCUACCAAUCCGACGCCAGAAUAUGGUACGACUACUGCUUCGUGCGCUACGGCAACACGGACUUCGCGGGGCAGACGGACACGGGCGCCGGCGUCAUCCUGGUGAACGUGCAGGCGGAGGACACUGACCCCAAGGAGUUCGAGAAGGCGGUGGGGAUGGUGAUGGGCAAGGCGGCGGCGCAGGCGUCGGCGGCGGGCAGCGCGGGGCUCGGCAGGGCCAAGGAGCAGUACACGCCGUUCGUCACCAUCUACGGCCUGGCGCAGUGCACGCGGGACCUCGCGCCGCUGGCAUGUGCGCAGUGCGUCUCGACGGCGCUGUCCAGGUUCGGCGACUUCUGCGGCGCGCAGCAGGGCUGCCAGAUCAACUACAGCACCUGCAGGGUGCGCUACGAGAUCUACCCGUUCUACUUCCCGCUCGACGGCGCCGGCGCUCAGCCCACCACUGAUAUGACCAAGUACACCAAGAUCAUCGUGCACCCUUAACGACGUACAGAACUCUCAGCACUUUCUGUUGUGCAUCAUGCGACAGAAGUAUACUAUCCGUGGUAUUUGAGCUGCAUGCACUUAAUAAUUAAGCGCCGGUACGUAAGGUUGUAGCCAGCGCGUGCUUCUAUUGGGAAUAAUACGACGUGCGUGUUCGUACUA
This is a messenger RNA of Lolium rigidum, 1052 nucleotides long. RefSeq names its product cysteine-rich repeat secretory protein 55-like. NCBI's taxonomy places the organism in Eukaryota, Viridiplantae, Streptophyta, Magnoliopsida, Poales, Poaceae. The record is from RefSeq and is a predicted model, not a curated record. The transcript has 2 exons. Bases 96 to 890 code for a protein of 264 amino acids.